This is a messenger RNA of Alligator sinensis (Chinese alligator), 3011 nucleotides long. It is a transcript of the gene CDH10, whose product is annotated as cadherin 10. The coding region runs from base 196 to 2565 and encodes 789 amino acids. Gene Ontology annotation, molecular function: calcium ion binding; cadherin binding. Gene Ontology annotation, cellular component: adherens junction; plasma membrane; catenin complex. NCBI's taxonomy places the organism in Eukaryota, Metazoa, Chordata, Crocodylia, Alligatoridae. Gene Ontology annotation, biological process: multicellular organism development; adherens junction organization; cell morphogenesis. The transcript has 12 exons. The record is from RefSeq and is a predicted model, not a curated record.
CUUCAUGGUCCUCCAUAGUGACUUCCACUAUCUAUGGAAAAGCAGAGCUGUCCUACUGGAUUCAGUGGAUAUGAAUAGAACAGAAAUGACCUACUGGAAACCACUCUGCUUCACUGCCAACUAGAGAGAGACCAAAAGAUAAACGAUUUACCUUGCAACUUGCUGACUUGUAAGGACAGUCAGCAGUGGAGAGCUAUGAUAAUACAACAAGUCCUAGUUCUGCUGCUGCUCUGGGUAUAUCUGCCACAUCCCUGCUGUACAGAAAUGUUCUUCAGAAGGACUACUGAGCACCAGCCAAAAGGCUUUGUGACACGUGCUUCAGGAAGUGAUGGGAAAGCGCUUUACCGCCAAAAACGAGGCUGGAUGUGGAACCAGUUCUUCUUGCUGGAGGAAUAUACAGGAUCUGAUUAUCAAUAUGUUGGCAAGCUUCAUUCUGACCAAGACAAGGGAGAUGGGUCUCUCAAGUACAUUUUGUCAGGAGAUGGGGCUGGUACUCUUUUUAUUAUUGACGAGAAAACAGGUGACAUUCAUGCCACUCGAAGAAUUGACAGAGAAGAGAAAGCCUUUUACACCCUGCGUGCCCAAGCUAUUAACAGAAGAACUCUCAGGCCAGUGGAGCCAGAAUCUGAGUUUGUUAUCAAAAUCCAUGACAUUAAUGACAAUGAACCAACAUUUCCAGAAGAAUUUUACACUGCUAGUGUUCCUGAAAUGUCAGUAGUUGGUACUUCUGUGGUGCAAGUCACAGCCACUGAUGCCGAUGACCCUUCGUAUGGAAACAGUGCCAGAGUCAUCUACAGCAUACUUCAAGGACAGCCAUAUUUUUCGGUGGAGCCAGAAACAGGCAUUAUCAGGACUGCUUUGCCAAACAUGAACAGAGAAAACAGGGAGCAGUACCAAGUAGUUAUCCAGGCAAAAGACAUGGGAGGCCAGAUGGGUGGAUUAUCAGGGACCACCACAGUGAACAUCACAUUGACUGAUGUCAACGACAAUCCACCUCGAUUCCCCCAGAACACUGUACAUCUCCGCGUUCCCGAAUCUUCCCCAGUUGGCACUGCCAUAGGCAGUGUAAAAGCCACUGAUGCAGACACUGGGAAAAAUGCUGAAGUGGAAUACAGAAUUAUUGAUGGUGAUGGGACUGAUAUGUUUGAUAUCAUGACACAGAAGGACACGCAGGAAGGCAUCAUAACUUUGCGAAAGCCACUGGACUAUGAAAUGAGAAGGCUCUAUACAUUGAAAAUAGAAGCAGAAAAUACCCAUGUGGACCCACGCUUUUAUUAUUUGGGGCCUUUUAAAGAUACUACUAUUGUGAAAAUAUCUGUAGAAGAUGUAGACGAGCCUCCUGUCUUCAGCCGAUCCUCUUACCUUUUUGAGGUGCAUGAAGAUAUUGAAGUAGGAACAAUCAUAGGAACAGUGAUGGCACGGGAUCCUGAUUCUGCUUCAAGCCCUAUCAGGUUUUCUUUGGAUCGUCACACUGACCUUGACAGGGUAUUUAAUAUACACUCUGGAAAUGGAUCCAUCUACACUUCCAAACCACUCGACCGUGAGAUAUCACAGUGGCACAAUCUUAGUGUUAUAGCAGCUGAGAUGAACAAUCUUAAAGAUACUACUCGUGUCCCUGUUUAUGUUAGAAUUUUGGAUGUUAAUGACAACGCCCCCCAGUUUGCUGUAUUCUAUGAUACGUUUGUAUGUGAAAAUGCAAGAGCUGGACAGUUAAUACAAACCAUAAGUGCAGUAGACAAAGAUGACCCCCUUGGAGGACAAAAAUUUUUCUUCAGUUUAGCUGCUGUUAACUCAAACUUCACUGUUCAGGAUAACGAAGAUAAUACUGCCCGAAUUCUGACGAGAAGGAAUGGCUUUAGUCGACAUGAAAUAAGUACCUAUUUCCUACCGGUGGUGAUAUCAGACAACGACUACCCAAUCCAGAGCAGUACGGGCACGCUGACUAUUCGAGUGUGUGCUUGUGAUAGCCAAGGGAACAUGCAGUCCUGUAAUGCUGAAGCUUUGCUCCUUCCUGCUGGCCUCAGCACAGGUGCUCUGAUUGCCAUUCUCCUCUGCAUCAUUAUACUGCUAGUUAUAGUGGUGCUGUUUGCUGCUCUGAAGAGGCAGCGAAAGAAAGAGCCUCUGAUCCUGUCUAAAGAAGACAUCAGAGACAACAUUGUGAGUUAUAAUGAUGAAGGCGGUGGAGAGGAAGACACCCAAGCCUUUGAUAUUGGCACACUGAGGAAUCCUGCAGCUAUUGAAGAUAAGAAGCUUCGACGGGAUAUUAUCCCUGAAACAUUAUUUAUACCACGGAGGACUCCUUCAGCCCCAGAUAAUACAGACGUCCGAGAUUUCAUUAACCAAAGGCUAAAAGAGCAUGAUAUUGAUCCCUCUGCACCACCGUAUGACUCACUUGCAACAUAUGCCUAUGAAGGAAAUGAUUCAAUAGCUGAAUCCUUGAGUUCAUUAGAAUCUGGUACUACUGAAGGAGACCAAAACUAUGAUUACCUCAGAGAAUGGGGCCCUCGGUUUAAUAAGCUAGCUGAAAUGUAUGGUGGAGGAGAAAGUGACAAAGACGCUUCUUAACCUACAAUACAAUAUGGUUUUGGUUCAUUUAAGAGGAAGUAACCUUACAGACACCUUCUCCACUCAACAAUAUUUAACAAUCAGGAAGAUUUUCCUGCCACUCAGCACAAUGGUUUUCUUUUUAAUAUUGAUUUCAAUUGUUCAUUAAUGUCAUUUAUUCUUUCUAGUAGGAUGUCACAUGGAAUAUAUACAGCAUUUUAUUUAAUCACAUUCCAAGAGCCAAAGCUAUGGAAAUUCAGUGUUGUCCAUUUUAGUAAGUAAAAGAUACCGUACUUUCAGAAUUUUGAACAGGGUGAUACCCCCUUAAGCAACCUCAUGUACAAGCCGCUUCUGUUAGGUACAUGUCUUACCCUUGCAAGUGCAGCUUUUAAGAAGGCAAAGAAGAAAAAAAUAAUAUAUCCUGGUUCUGUACAUUAAAAUUCAAACAAAAUGUACAUGUGGUGUUA